ACUCUAUUUUACACUCGGCGUAUCCAUUGCGCACGACACGAGGGCAUUAUCAUAAUAUAAAGGCAGAUAGUCUAAAUACGCAUCAUUACAAAGCCCUCAAGUGAGAGUAAACUUUGUGUCUUUAAGAUUAGAAGAGAAUAUUGAAACUUCAAAAUGCUGUGCUCCAAGGUCUCAGGAAGCAAGAACCAAUGUUGCCAAAUGAAAUGCGAUAAAAAUGGAUGUGUUUGUAUACAAACUGAAGGACAGUCAUAUGUUUGGUUAUGUAUAGAUGACAAGAAGAAUAUUAUAAAAUGUGAGGAAAGGAAACCUGAGUGCAAAUAUAUUUCUACUGAAGGAAAAUCAUGUAUUUGCGUUUGUGUUGGAAAUGAUGAAGAUAUUAAAGUUUGCGACGACUGUCAAUGUAUACAAACUGAUGAACAGUCCAGUGAUUGGUUAAGUCUAGAUGACAAGAACAAUAUUAUGAAGUGUGACGACUAUUGUUCCCGUAUUGACAGCAUCAAACGUCAGAAUAAUAAAUCUAAUAACAUUCUCACGGCAGGAAAAUAUAGUAUUUACGUUCGUGUAGACGAUAAUGAAGAAAUCAAAUUAUGCGGCGAUAGCAAGACUAUUUCGAAAGAAAAAUCCGAUAAAGAAAUCAACAAAAAAAAGUGCGCCAACAGAGGAUAUGUAAGUCUAUCUAGAAAUAAAACAAUUGUGUACAUGUGUGAUGCAAAUGAUAAAGAUAGUGGUAAAUCUAGUGAUGAGUGCGAUUGCGACGAAAGUAGUUCCAGUCAGGGAAGUUCCAGUUGCAAUUGUGUUUGCAUUCCCUGCGAUGGUGAAGAAAAUCUUUGCAUUGGUAUAAAUGUGAAGGGAAAAAUUGAGGUUUGUGAUGAUUGUUCCUGCGGUCAAGAGGACAAACCUAAAACGUGUGACAAUAAAAAAUGUGACAAAAAAAAUUGCGUUUGUAUUCAAACACGUGGCAAAGCAUUCGUCUGCGUUGGUAUUGAUGAUAAAGGUACUAUAAUGUGUUACAGUGAUUGUACUUGCGAAAAUGAUUGCAAACAGGGAUCUUCCAAAUCUAAAUCUGUUUUUGUUCCCAGUGGUGCAUCAUGUAUAUGUGUUUGUCUUGACGAUAAUAGAAAAGUUACUCCCUGCUUUGAUUGCAGUUGUAAAGAGGAGGAAAAUAAAGAGCAGAAUUGUGAAGGCUGCAGUUGUAUCCAUGAAGAAAGUUUACCUGUUUUAUUGUUUACGGAUGAUACGUCUAAUGAAGUGAAAAAGGCAAUCUUAGAAGAUAAAUCUACUAAUACUUCUUGUGCUGACUGUCUGUGUGAUAUUCCUAGAUGCACCAGUUACAAAUGCAUUUGUCCCCCCGAUACAAAUACUGUCACUAUUGUCAAAAAGUUUGCAGAUAUUGGCGAUUCUCAUGACUGCAACUGUCCCGAACCUAAGGGUACAAAUAAAUCUAAAUGCUGCAAAAGAAAAUAGCUAUUCAGCUAUAUGAAGAACUUUGUUAAUGUGUUUUUAAUUAUUUUUGUUUUAAAAAUAUUUUUAUAACAUUUUUCCAAUGGUGUUUUUGGAACAAUUAU
Messenger RNA from Papilio xuthus (Asian swallowtail), 1565 nucleotides. RefSeq lists its product as uncharacterized. Lineage: Eukaryota; Metazoa; Arthropoda; Insecta; Lepidoptera; Papilionidae. The transcript has 3 exons. The record is from RefSeq and is a predicted model, not a curated record. The coding region runs from base 154 to 1464 and encodes 436 amino acids.